This is a messenger RNA of Ostreococcus lucimarinus CCE9901, 423 nucleotides long. RefSeq lists its product with no specific name. Gene Ontology annotation, cellular component: mitochondrion. NCBI's taxonomy places the organism in Eukaryota, Viridiplantae, Chlorophyta, Mamiellophyceae, Mamiellales, Bathycoccaceae. The transcript has a single exon. Bases 1 to 423 code for a protein of 140 amino acids. The record is from RefSeq and is a predicted model, not a curated record.
AUGACGCGCGCGGGAUUCGUCGCGAGAAACGAACUGGAGCGAGAGUUGAUGCACGGACGCGCGGAGACGCAGGCGCUCAAGCAGGAGGUGGCGUCGUCGCUGCGCGAGGCGAGCGCGUCGAUGAAACACUCCACCGAAACCCUGCAGGCGGAGAACGAGAAGCUGCGCGCCGAUCUCAAGUAUAACAUCGAUAGGAUCACGCAGUCGCAAAAGUUGGACUUGAAUCUGGAGAAGGGACGACUGCGAGAGUUGCACGGGAUUCAGGAGAGUCAGAUGAAAGAGGUCGAGGCGCGCGUCGAUCGAGAGUUGCAUCAGAUGCGAACGCAGAUAGAGGCGGCGAAGACGGAAAUUAUUCGAUACAGCGUGGGGACGCUGGUAUCGCUCGGCGCGCUGUCUUUGGCCGCGAUUCGACUCGUCAUGUAA